Stegodyphus dumicola is the source of this 4145-nucleotide messenger RNA. Its product is annotated as ecdysone-induced protein 78C-like. Gene Ontology annotation, biological process: regulation of DNA-templated transcription. NCBI's taxonomy places the organism in Eukaryota, Metazoa, Arthropoda, Arachnida, Araneae, Eresidae. The record is from RefSeq and is a predicted model, not a curated record. Gene Ontology annotation, molecular function: DNA binding; nuclear receptor activity.
CGUUUGGACAGGCGGUUUUGGUUUGAUUCGAUUGAAGUAUGUGACACUUAGCAAAUGAUAAGAGGGGUAACUAUCACAGAUAUAAUGAAUGUAGCUGUGUGGCUAAACAACACAGAAGCUUUCAGGAUGAGAGUGCAAGAAAAUAUUCUAAAAGUACAGUAUUCAAAGCGAGAAACCUUCAUAUAUUUAUAUGGUUAAAAGUUAAAUUAAAAUUAUCCAAAGCAUUAUAACUAGUGGCAGUCAUGGAGCAUAUCAUUCAGUUGAUUGUUGAAGCUCAUGAAGCACACUGUCCGUAUAUAAAAUCAAAAAUUCAAGACCUAGUUAGAACACCACUAUUACAUAGCUUAAAGAAUUGUGAAAUAGUUUCUGCAAAAGAUUUGGAGAAAACUGUUUUGUGGAGUCAUCUGGCAGCUCAUCUUGCACCAUCAAUAAAACCUUUAAUUUAUUUUGCAUCUCAUAUACCAGACUUUUGCAAUCUGAAUUUGCAUGACCGAAUUAUGUGCAUUAGAUAUGGACUUUUUGAAAUUUGGCUUGUCCAUGUAUCCCGUCUUGCAAAUCCAGCAGAGGGCACAAUAACUUUCUGUAGUGGUAGCUAUAUUUCCCGUCGUCAGUUAGAAGCAAUAUAUGAACAAGAAUUUGUUGCCAAGUUAUUUAAUUUCUUGGAAUGUUUGAAUGAUUUCCAACUUAAUGAUACAGUUAUAGCUUUGUAUUCUGCGGUUGUUCUCCAUACUUCAGAAAGACAUGGGAUCCAUGAACCUGUGUUGUUGAAAAAAAGACAGGCAAAAUAUAUCAAGAUUUUAAAAUAUCAGAUGAUUGUGCAUGACAGACAGCCAGAAGUUUUUGAGAUAUUGAUAUCUAUGUUGCCAGAGCUACAUAAUCUGGGGCAGAAGCAUGAUGAGUACCUAAAAAGAAUAUGGUCUAAUUCUUCUAGGAAUGAUAUACCUCUUUUGUUAGCUGAGGUAUUUGAUUUUUUAAGUGAUGAUCAAGAUUUCAGCAACUAUUUAGGAAACUAAAUAUUCUAAAUAAAAGUUUAUGUUCUGCAUUGAAACAGAACUCCCUUCCCCAGCCCUGUGACUUUCCUUUUGCAUAUUAGACUGUGAAAGUUUUAUUAUUAAUAUUACUAAAUGUUCUCUUUCAUAUGUUUUGUUUGUAGCAUAGAACCAAAGAUUUUGACCAUUACUGAAAAUAUUAUACAUGAGUAGAAUAUAGCUCAUUAGACACUUUCUAUACACUUAUAAAUGUUCAUUUAUUUUAAAAAUGCAGUGCAGAGUUUGAGAUCAAUGGUGACCAAGAAUCUGGCAGUUUCAAAUUAUGAAAAUAUCCAGAUUUUAGAUCAUUAAUUAUGUGGCGUAGUUGUUUGUGAAACAAUGAAGCUUGUAAAUGACCUUAAAGGAACCAAAAUUUAGGAGAAAAAGCUCAAUGUUUAUUUUGUUUUAGUAAAGAUUUCUUUUAAUAUAAAUUGCUUAAUUUUUAAUUUUGCCAGAUAGCCCCCUUUUUUUUUUUUUUUUUUUUUUUUUACCAUAUUCAAGUAAUUUAACCUAACCUAAUGAAUCACAAAAUUAUACUUUAUAAGUCCUGCUACUGACAUACCAAGAAUUCUAACUGAAUAAUCAUUUGAAAUUUUGUCUUUCUCAGCAACCUCUUUAUUACUUUAUUCACUGCCUAUGGCAAUGUUUUCUUGAUUCAAAACCAUAUUACAGACUUUGCCAUCCAUUAAUUGACUGAUGAUUGGGGCAUUAUCAUCACAAUAAAGACUUCAAAUUAUGUCACUUUCAUUUAGUAUUUAUUUAAGUUCUAUUGACUAUAAAAUUUUUCAGUUUUACAUCAAAGCUACAAUAUCUGCCCCCUUUUUAUUUAUUUAUUAUUCCUGUAUUUUCUUAGCGCCAGGCAUUGUUUUGGUUACUUUCCUGAUGCAAUCAUGUUUUUAAUAUCUAAUCAGUUUUUUUUAAUUAAAUUUUCAUGAUUUGGGAUUUGCCUGGAAAUGAAUAAACAGCUGUUAUAUUUUUUUAAGAAAGAGGUAUUCUGUUAAGAAGAAAAGAAAGAGAAAUUCUACUUUUGAGAAAAAAGAUUUUCUACAUAAAGACAUUUCUGAAUCAUUUUUGCAUGAAAUUAAAAUGCAACUCAAAGUUGAAAUGGUGAUAUUUUUUGGAUUUAAAACCAUACUACAUAUAUUAACUGUUUUGUUUAUUGAUUGAGGCAUUGUUAUUAUAAUGUAAGACUUCAGUUAUAUCACCUUCAUUCAGGACUUCUUCUCAUAAUCCAUUAAUAGGAAAGUUUUGCUCUUUACUUAUGAUAUCUGGAAACCUUCAAAUUUUCAGCUAUCUAUAUCGUAAUGCAAUUUAAUUACUGGUUAUAAAUUAUGCCAAGCAUUUUUAAGCACAUCUCCAGGCAUGUCCUUUCAUGAUCUUGCAAUGAGCCACAUGACUCUGGCAAACACAGUUCAUAAAUGACCACCAGCGCAGAUGCGCAAUCAGAGAGUAAUAGUGCUACAAUUUUCAAUCAGUGAAAUAAUUGGAGCAUUUUUGAGAUUGAUAGGUAGAGUUAAGCUGUGUAUGCAGUGGUAGGUAGCAGUGAGAAUUCAAACAAUAUUAGUAAGGUGAGUGGAUAACAAUACCUCCAACGAAGUAAUAGAUCUUCUAAGGCGAGUCUGAAGAAGGAAGAAUUAAAUGGAUGACACUCUCAGUCAGUGUCCAGUCACAUGAUCACAGCUUCCAUACUGAAAUGCUUAAAGAAUAAAGUAGAUAAUUGGAUAAGUAGAGCAAAACAAGCAUUGGGUAAAACUUUGGAGAGUUAAGGAAAGAGAGUAAACUCAAUUCUCUUAGAAGAGGAGAAUAGAAGCUCUCGUAGAUAGUAGAAUCUAGAAGAGGGGCCUAAUAAUUUAGGAGGGAAGACAAAAAUAAAUUCAUUGAAUCAGAGUUAAACUAAAGCUAAUUUUGUUUUCCUAAUAUAGCAAGUGGCUUUCUUCUGAAAUUUCUGUCAUUAUAGUAGAAUGUGGAAUAGGAAUUGUGCUAUUUUGCUUGUUGGGGAUUUUCUUAUGGAAUUUUUUCAUAAGAUAACCCAUGAAAGCUGUUGUAUAUUUUAUAGUAUAUUCUUGAUGUAAAACUUCAUUGGUAAUAUACAGUUGUCAGUAUGCAAACAAAGCUACAGUCAUUCAUUUGGCAGUUUGCAAUGUAAAGCUUCAUUACCUACACUUGUUCAGGUAAUAAUUUUGUAUGACUUGAGUUCUCCAUUUGUACACUGUGAGAAAAAGAAAAUUUUGAAAAGAAGAAAAAGUUCUAUUCAAGGUGGGGAUAGUAGACCAUUCCGGCUAUUGGACAUCCGGAUUUCAGAUUUUGUACUGCAGUUCUGUGUCCUAACAUUAUCGUUUGUAAAUUAUGUUAAUUUCUGAAUUGUAUAUUUAUAUGAACAAACAUGACUUUAUUAGCCAUUGAUUCAGAUAAUAUAAAAACCUAUGUGAAACAUUUGUUGUAUGAUGUAAUCAUACAUAUUUAUUUUAAUGUAACUUUUUUCAAUAUUUUUAAUAUGCAUCUGUUCUGAUAUGUCAAACUAUUUGUAUAUAAUUUUCCAGUGCUAGGUUUUUUGAUAAGUAUUUUUAGGCUGUAUAUAAAUGUAGUGUACAUAUGUGCUUAAAUUAUAAUUGCAAUUUAUAUAACUAUAAUUCUGACUAAAAUAUGUUUUGAAAAAGUUUCUGCGAAACAUUUAAUAUAGAUUGCCUGCGUGUGUAUAAAUGAAUUUCUGAAGUUCCCAUCUUAUAUAGAUAAUGGUGUGAUUAUCCAAAAUUAAACAUUCCAUAAAUUUUAUUCCAUUUUAAUUUUAAAAAAUUUAUUUAAUUUGAAACUAUACAUUUUUAUUUUUAUUAUUGUAGUAGUAUUUUUUUCUCUUAUCUAGAUUUAUAUUGCAGAAUUAAUAUUUGCGCUUCUUGUGUGUACAAGUGCCUUUUUCUUAAUAUUUCUUUAAAGUUCUAAGAAUAAACAUGUUUGAUUUAUAGGCAAAUGAUGAAAUGUGUUAACUUUUGCUCAUUAAACUUAAUUAGCUGCCAAGUAAUUUUUUACUGAAUUUUAAAUAUCUUAACUUUACAAAAUUGUGUGAAAUUAUAAUGUAUAUUUACUAUAGAAAAUAUUAAAGAAUUUGUUUAGGCUUUACAA